Molecule: messenger RNA, 1985 nt
Organism: Sorghum bicolor (sorghum)
Lineage: Eukaryota; Viridiplantae; Streptophyta; Magnoliopsida; Poales; Poaceae
Product: auxin-responsive protein IAA7
Exons: 6
Coding region: 812-1690 (292 amino acids)
Biological process (GO): regulation of DNA-templated transcription
Cellular component (GO): nucleus
Molecular function (GO): protein binding
Source: RefSeq, a predicted model, not a curated record
CUCCGUGCGGAACCUGCAUGAUGAUAGUAGCUGGACAGCAGCAGCAGCAGCAGAUGCUCUCAUGAAUGAAUCAUCGGCCACCCCAACACCGGAAUCUCCCCCCCGAGCCGAGUCGGGGACGCCCUGCUGCUUUGCAUCGUCUUCUUCCUAGCUGUAGCUUGUCCGUCGUCUCCACUAGCCACCAAGUCACCAACAGCUCUCUCUCCCUGCCUGCUCACACACUUCGCCACUGCUGCUGCUGCUGCUGCUGCUGGGCGUGGUUGGCGACGAGUGCGUGCGUGGUUCACGAGCGAGCGAGCUGAGCUCCUCCACAAGCCCAGUCGCGCACGGCAGCAGCAGCAGCCUCUUUGCUUGCCUGCCUUGCCGCCGCCGCCUCGUCCGUCCUCCCAUCGUUUUGUUGGCUUCUCCUUGGCCUGGCUAGGCUACCUGCUGUGCUCAUUCGUUCCGUCCCAACACGAGGUGGGGAAUUGGAGGAGGCGCGUACCAAGACAGCAGAGGUCACUAGUGAUUUCACACACGCAUUUCUUUAACAGGCCUCUCUCUCUUGCUCUUUCUUGUUUUGUUUCUCCUUCCUUUCCUUCCUUCCUUGUUGUAAUAAUAAUAAUAAUAAUAAUAAUAAUAAUAACUCUGCCUGCCUUCGUCCCCCUGGUGGCCUUCUUUCUUCUAUAAAGAGCAGCUGCUGCUGCCUGCUGGCCCUGCCCGGCCACCGCAUCUUCAGCCGCGCACGCCGUCUUGCUCGUGCAGUGCUUGCCAACUCGGAGACAGGCAAGAGAGGCCGAGAGGGAUCGCAGGAAGGGGGAUCGGAGAGAUCAUGGGGGACGCCGCAGAGACCACCAGCAAGACUCUUCACAACUGGAUGGCCGAGCCGAGGCCGAGGCCGAGCGGCCAGGGCGACGACGAGGAGACGCUUCAGCUCAGCCUCGGCCUCCCCGGCGGCGGCGGAGGAAAUGGAGCUGGCGCUGGGCUGCCACCCGCCGCCGCCUGGAGAAUGCUGCCGGCCAGAGACAAGGAGAUGCACUCCGCUGCUGCUGCUGUCGACACCUCCUCCAUGCUCUCGCUCGGCUACUCCGCCCCAGCUUUCUCGCCCGCCCGCUCACCAGGCAAGGCAAAGGGGUCCCCAGCAGCGGCUACAGAGAAUGCCCGGCUUGCAUCCACCAACAACGCCUCCCAGGCAAGGCAAAGAUCUCCAAAUACCCCAGUUAUUGGGUGGCCUCCGGUUCGUGCAUUCCGAAGAAAUCUGGCUACCUCUAGCAAAGCAUCCCUUGAACAUCACAAUGGGAAGAAGGCAGCCAGACCUGAAGAGACCACAAAAAGAGCUCCAUUUGUAAAGAUUAACAUGGAUGGCAUCCCUAUUGGUAGAAAAAUUGAUCUGAAUGCCCUUGGCAGUUACGACGAGCUGUCUCUGUCUGUUGACAAGCUAUUCCGGGGACUUCUUGCAGCACAACAAGACCCUCUGGAUGCCAGCACGAAGGAGUGUUCACAGGAAGAGGUGGCAAUAUCGGGUUUACUAGAUGGAACUGGGGAAUACACUCUGGUUUAUGAGGAUUAUGAAGGUGAUAGGGUGCUGGUUGGUGAUGUCCCCUGGGGGAUGUUUGUUUCUUCGGUGAAGAGGCUGCGAGUUCUGAAGACAUCUGACCUCUCCUCAUCUCUAACAGCAUCAGGCCGGAAGAGGACGGUAACUGAGUGUUGAGUGUUUACCUCUUAGACACUUCCAGCGAUGUUAAUGUGCUGUGAAGAAGAAAAUGUCUUCUGAGCUUGUAUCAUCUGUGUUUCUGGUUUCUUCCUUUUCUUUUGCCUACUCUCUUGAAAGGGAUCAUGAUUAUGCGACCUUUUGGGUUUUCCUGCUCUUACCUAUCUUGUUUCUGCCUACGAGGAUUCCGAGAAGCGAUGUGUUUGCGCGAUUGACGUGGCUGUAUGUAAAUGUUCAGACGAACCAGCUCUUUAUGCAGCCUAUUCUGUUUGUUGCCUUUGACGUACUGAGGAGA